This is a messenger RNA of Carcharodon carcharias (great white shark), 2677 nucleotides long. It is a transcript of the gene mffa, whose product is annotated as mitochondrial fission factor a. Bases 302 to 1372 code for a protein of 356 amino acids. The transcript is spliced from 9 exons. Gene Ontology annotation, biological process: positive regulation of mitochondrial fission. Lineage: Eukaryota; Metazoa; Chordata; Chondrichthyes; Lamniformes; Lamnidae. Gene Ontology annotation, cellular component: peroxisome; mitochondrial outer membrane. The record is from RefSeq and is a predicted model, not a curated record.
UGUAGGCGGCAGCCUCGGCUACGGGGGCCGGUUGAGAUCAGCUCGUCCGCGCCUGUCGCCUUUCCUCGGUCGGAAGAAUCGGCCGCUCGGCGCAUUCCUUUUCGAAAUGAUUCCUGUGCUGUGAUACGAGGUUUGGGCGAACUCUUCAUUGGACCCGGCAAAAAAAAAACUUUCGAUAUCAACUUGGAAAUUGCGGCCUGGAAUCGGGUUGAGGCCCUGGCCCCUCUCUCAGUUCCCAGUGAAGUCGCCGCAGGUCCGACCGAGUGGAGGUAAACACGGGGAAGCAAGGUGUUAACACUGCAUGUGGAGGUUGGAGGGGAAUAAGUUUGAACACAAUAACCGCUCCAACACGAAAGACGUGGAGAGGGGUUCAGUAACCAUAGUGCUGCUGUUGAAACGUCAACUCUUUUCUUCUCCGCUGAUGCUGCCAGACCUGCUGAGUUUUUCCAGUAUCAUGAACGUAGCAGCAUUUCCUUCUCCAACCGCUGAUAUGGCAGAAAUUAACCGUAUCCAGUAUGAGAUGGAUUACACUGAAGGCAUUAGCCAGCGAAUGAGAGUUCCCGAGAAACUACAGGUUGCAGCGGACGAUGUUGAAGACAAAUGGGCAAAAGGAGAUUGUCAAAGCACCACAGUUGUGAUGGAGGUGCCAGAAAGGAUUUUCAUAGCAGGUGACCAUAACAAUUCCAGACCAAGGGAUCUUGAUCUCAUGUCAUCAACCCCUACAGAACCUUUGGCAUUGAAGACCCCUCCUCGCGUGCUCACUUUAAGUGAGCAACCUUUAGAUUUCUUGGAUCUUGAGCAACCUGUUGCUCCAACACCGCAGAAUGAGGAAGUUCGUUCACAUAGUCGUGUGCGGAGGGAGCGUUCAAUGAGUGAAAAUGCUGCCCGACAGAAUGGGCAGCUUGUCAGAACAGAGUCCAUUGUGACACCAACUCCCCAGCCUCAGCCUCAGCCUCGUCUUUAUCCUCCACUCAUCUCCUCUGAAGACGGACCAAACGCAUACUCUCCUCAUGGCAUUUUGUCAAUAAUCCACUCCACCACCCGUAGGGCCUACCAGCAAGUCUUGGACAUGCUAGAUGAAAAUCGCAGAAGAGCAGUACUUCAUGGUGGGUCAAGUUGUGCUACUUCAUCUAACCCUCUGCUUGAUGGCUCCAGGUAUAGUAUUUCCAACUAUGAUUCUGCAGUGGAAGGAACACCAGAUGACAUGGCUCUAGUGGAUUCUGUUUCCUUACGAAGACAGAUAAUUAAACUCAACCGUCGACUCCAGCUCCUGGAGGAAGAAAACAGAGAGCGCACGCGUCGAGAAAUCUUUAUUUACUCAAUCACAGUGGGGUUCUGGUUGAUCAAUAGCUGGCUUUGGUUCCGGCGCUGAGUAGACAUUUUAUGAAUCAGAUCAUGUGCUAACUGAACAACAGGUGUUUUCAAAACCAGCUGGUGACAUGAAGGGCCAGAGAUUGUUUAUUGCUUCUUCUGUACCAUACAGACUUCCUUGAGGUCCAUGCACUGAUUGCACACUCCAUACAACACAGGAAAAGGAAUCAUGGGGACAAAGGGAUGCUUUGUUGCUUCAUUUAAAAAUAUUUAUUACAUCACUUCAUAAGACGUUUAUCGACACAUUGUGCAUGCCUGUGAUUAGGGAAUGUGUAGCUUUCAGGACUUUUAAACAUGUUAUUGAACCUGAUGUGCAUGUGACUGUAUAGGUCCCGUAGAGGGGGUGUUUUGGAACAGAACAAAGAAUAAAGCUAACAAACUGGGUUUUUUUUUUGAAUUUAUGACUUAUUGAUCAGAAGAAUUACAUAUAAAUUGCAGGAGUUUUAUGUGAAGGGAUGUACAUAAACGUAUUGUGUAUGUAUUCCAUUGUCACAUGAAGAUAAAUUUCUGGUUAUGGGUCCCUAUGUUUUCUGUUUUUGCACUGCGUUUGAAAGGAAUACUGUGGGUAAGGCAAUUAAACCUUUCCUUUUUGAGUAUGCAUCAAAAAUGUAUCCUCCUUUCAUUUUGAAUUUUUGUCAUGCGAAUCUACCAUCUGGUUGGGACUGAUACAUAUUUGGUUGUGCACUGAAAUGCCAGUAUGCUUGCCUUUUAGCUCCUAGCAUUCCUGUGCUCCACUGAAAGCAAUUAGCAGCAUAGGGUGCGAAGAGUUGAAGCCAACCCCCAGUAUUUCAUUUGAGCAUCUAUCCUCUGAAACUGUGUGAAUGGAUCUGUUCUGUUAGUACUUCUCUGCAGUAGAAUUCUCCAAAAAUUGUUUGUAAAUAUAUGCGAAGAAGCAGGUUGAUGGGGGGAAAUAUGUUUUUCCAUGAAUGCUGCAAGAGGCCAUUCUGCAGCUUUGACCUAACGUAUUCCAUUAAUUUUUGGAUCGGAAAAGUAUUUACAUUGUAAAGAUUUCAACUAAAUGAUGUAUCUUUGAGUAUAUUCUCUACUUUGUACUUGACCUGCAGAUACACAAAUUUAAAUCUUGACCUUGUUAAAGACGCUUACUGCAGGAGCGUUGAAUGCAAACAACUUUAAAGGAAGCAUACUUCUAGGUUUACGCUAUGUAAAUUUUUAAAGUAGCAAACAUUUUUUUUUCUAUUGUACCUUUUAUGUGAAGAAAGCUUGCGCAAGAUUAUCAGAAGUACAAUUGUGUGUGUAAAUAUAGUUGACUCUAUACAAUGUGGCAAUAAAUAAAAUUAAGUCUGAA